CACACACAUUACAAAUAAUGAGAGUGACAGCUCCUUAAUUUCCUUCAAUAAAAUGGAGAGGAAAGAUGACUGACCAUUUCACAGAGUAUAUUAUGUAUGUAGUGUAAUACAUAGCAGGCAGCAGCUUCCAAUACUCCUCCAAUUUGUCAAGCAGCAAUGGAAGUUCUGCCCCUCCUGCUGAUGAUGUUACCUCUCUUGGUGUCAUCUGGCAACUAUAAUUAUAAUAAUAAUAUUAAUAUUAAUAUUAAGAAUAAUAAUAAUAAUAAUAUUAAUAAUGUAAUAGAGAACUUAAAGAAUCAUUCUUCUUCCCCAUUUCCACCCAACUUCAUCUUUGCAACUUCUUCCUCUGCUUAUCAGUAUGAAGGGGCAUAUUUGAGUGAUGGUAGAAGUCUAAGCAACUGGGAUGUUUAUGCCCACACACCAGGAAACAUUGCGGAUGGAAGCACGGGAGAUGUUGCAGUUGAUCAAUACCAUCGGUAUGAGGAAGAUGCAGAACUAAUGGCAUCUCUUGGAAUCACUGGCCACAAGAUCUCAAUUUCAUGGUCUCGCGUUCUUCCGAAUGGAAGACAUGGAGAUAUUAAUUGGGAAGGGAUCCGCUUCUACAAAAAAUUAAUAAAUGCCCUCUUAUCUAAAGGAAUCGAACCCUUUGUAGCAAUAAAUCAUUAUGAUCUCCCCCAAGUAUUCGAGGACAACUACCGAGGUUGGCUAGGCACUGAGAUGGUGGAAGAAUACGCAUAUCUUGCAAACGUUUGCUUUAAGAAUCUUGGUGAUCGCGUGAAGUACUGGAUGACCUUCAACGAGCCAAAUGAAUGGAUACUUUUGAGUUACCAACAGGGAAUUUGGCCACCCAAUCGUUGUCUAGAAGGUUCAGAAAACUGUACUCAAGGAGGUAGUGAGAAUGAAACAUUCAUUGCAGGCCACAACCUAAUCCUAGCCCAUGCUUCGGCCGUCAAUAUUUACAGGAAAAAUUAUCAGAAAGAGCAAGGAGGUCAAAUAGGAAUUGCAUUAGACUUCUACUGGUAUGAACCAAUAAGCAACUCCACAGCAGACAAAGCAGCAGCUGAGAGAGGCCAAGCCUUCAUAGUACACUGGUUCUUGGAACCAAUCAUGCACGGGACAUAUCCUAAAGUAAUGAAGGAUAUUUUGGGGCCGCUUUUACCGGAAUUUUCAAGCUCGGAUUUGGAAAUACUGAAAGACGGGUUGGACUUCAUCGGGAUCAACCACUACAAUACCUUUUACGCCCAAGACUGUCUGUUGUCUGCGUGUGAAUCUUCCGUGUUGGGGAACACAAGAGUAGAGGGUUUUGUUGGGCGAACUUUGUCAAAGGAUGGUGUUCUUAUUGGGGAGCCGACAGGUUUGCCUACUAUGAGUAUUUAUCCACCAGCAAUGGAGAAAUUAGUUACUUACGUGAAAGAAAGAUACCCAAAAAUGCCAGUUUUUAUAACAGAAAACGGUUACUGUGACCUCACCGAUUCUAACUCUAGCAUUGAAGAAAUAAUGAAUGACACGAAGCGGGUCGAGUACUUGACCAGUUAUCUACGCUCGUUGGGUACUGCCAUUAGGAAAGGAGCAGAUGUGAGGGGAUAUUUUCUUUGGUCGUUGUUGGAUAACUUCGAGUGGACUUUCGGGUACUCGAGGAGGAUGGGGCUUUACAGUGUUGACCGUGUCACGCUAGAGAGGACCCCAAAAUUAUCAGCAUAUUGGUACAAACAGUUCAUUGCAGAAAACAAGGGGGUUGGAGGCAAAAUGCAGAAGUAAUAUUAGUGAAAUGUGUGCUAUUAUGUCUUCCUAUUCUUCAACACUUAAAGGUUUUUGGCUUUCAUUUGAGAAAUGGUGAUGUAAGCUUGCUUAAGUUGUAGUAAAAUCAAUAAAUAUAUUUGCUUCAUAAAUAAGAGGGUUCUUUUGAGUGGUGUAUCCUGGAAUUUGGUAGUUCAAGUUUUUGUAACAUAAAAAUUAUGAUUUUUA
This is a messenger RNA of Cuscuta campestris, 1965 nucleotides long. The record is from the annotation of a GenBank genome assembly. Lineage: Eukaryota; Viridiplantae; Streptophyta; Magnoliopsida; Solanales; Convolvulaceae.